This is a messenger RNA of Drosophila ananassae, 1268 nucleotides long. It is a transcript of the gene Or42b, whose product is annotated as odorant receptor 42b. Gene Ontology annotation, biological process: detection of chemical stimulus involved in sensory perception of smell; sensory perception of smell. Gene Ontology annotation, cellular component: plasma membrane. Bases 69 to 1268 code for a protein of 399 amino acids. The transcript has 3 exons. Gene Ontology annotation, molecular function: olfactory receptor activity; odorant binding. NCBI's taxonomy places the organism in Eukaryota, Metazoa, Arthropoda, Insecta, Diptera, Drosophilidae. The record is from RefSeq and is a predicted model, not a curated record.
GGAGCCGACAGUACAAGCCAAAGCAACAAUUUCAAUCGGACUAUCCAAACCAUCCAAUAAAGACCAGAAUGGUCUUCAAGCUCAUUCAUCCCGCUCCGCUCACGGAGAAAAUGCGAUCUCGAGACGGGUGCAUAUACUUGUACAGGGCCAUGAAGUUCAUCGGCUGGCGACCCCCCAAGGAAGGCGUGCUGCGGUACCUGUACCUCUUCUGGACACUAAUGACGUUUGUGUGGUCCACAACCUACUUGCCUCUGGGCUUUUUGGGUAGUUACAUGACGCAGAUCAAGUCCUUCUCGCCGGGCGAGUUCCUCACCUCGCUGCAGGUGUGCAUCAACGCGUAUGGAUCCUCAGUAAAGGUGGCAAUAACCUACUCCAUGUUGUGGCGAUUGGUUAAAGCAAAGGACCUUCUUGACCAGCUAGACUUGCGCUGCACUUCUAUGGAAGAGCGCGAAAAGAUCCACCGCGUGGUGGCGCGCAGCAAUCACGCCUUUCUAAUCUUCACCUUCGUUUACUGUGGCUAUGCCGGUUCCACUUACCUCAGCUCGGUACUCAGCGGAAGGCCUCCGUGGCAGCUCUACAACCCGUUCAUUGAUUGGCACGAUGGCACAGCGAAGCUUUGGAUGGCCUCCACGCUGGAGUACAUCGUGAUGUCAGGGGCAGUGCUGCAGGACCAGCUUUCAGACACCUACCCGCUGAUCUACACUCUUAUCCUGCGUGCUCACAUGGACAUGUUGAAGGAGCGCAUCCGCCGUCUCCGCACCGACGAGACUCUCAGUGAAAGUGAGAACUACGAGGAGCUGGUCAAAUGUGUCAUGGACCACAAGCUGAUCCUAAAGUACUGUGCCCUCAUCAAGCCCGUCAUAUCCGGCACCAUAUUCACGCAGUUCCUGCUUAUAGGACUCGUGCUGGGCCUCACGCUGAUCAACGUAUUCUUCUUUUCGGACAUUUGGACAGGCAUUGCCUCCUUCAUGUUCAUAAUCACCAUUCUUUUGCAGACAUUUCCCUUUUGCUACACUUGCAACAUGAUCAUGGAGGACUGUGAGGCUUUGACCCACGCAAUAUUUCAGUCUAAUUGGGUGGACGCCAACCGACCAUAUAAGACUACGCUGCUGUAUUUCCUCCAGAACGUUCAGCAACCCAUCGUCUUCAUAGCCGGAGGCAUAUUCCAGAUAUCAAUGAGCAGCAACAUCAGCGUGGCCAAGUUCGCCUUUUCAGUAAUAACUAUCACCAGGCAAAUGAACAUAGCUGACAAAUUUAAGGAAGAAUAA